AGGUCUACAGAAACAUGAUGGACUGCCUUGUCAAGACGGUGCGGUCUGAGGGCUAUUUUGGGAUGUAUAGAGACAUGCGUCCCCGGGGAUAUUGAAGGCUAGCCGAUAAGGCGCAGCCACGCUGGAGGCAAAUCAUUACAUGGUUCUUACAACAUCGCUCUAUUAUAACUAGGCACAGAUUUUUUUAUGUCAUUUUUGUUGAGAUUUUGCUCUUUGACUUGUCUUCAUAGCCAACGGCCAUCCUUCCUUGUGUUUCACUUCCAUUCUGCCACUGUCCCACUAACACUUCUGACCAUGUCCUAACACUGAGCCCCACUAAAUGUAGAUUUCAAUUUUAAUCUUCCCGUUAGUGCUUACUGCACGUUAAGUUCUAAGUGGAUAGGGGCACAUUGAUUUUUUUUUUUUUUUUUUUUUCCCCCCUUCAUGUGCCAUUAGCCAGCUUUCUCUGAACUGCUCCCCUUGACUGCAUCUUUCUUAACUCUGCCCAUUGUCUAAUCUCCUCACUAUCCUCCUCUGCUCUUUCUCAUCAGGUGUUUUUUGUUGUUUUUUGCUUGACCUAUUUUCCUGUAAACUGAUGUCAUAUGAAUGCAUAAAAUCCCCCUCCAUGAUCACGCCAUUGCAUCUUGCAUGAUCUGAGCCUAUUUCCCCUAAACUCGGUAGAGAUGUCCUAUCUUACCACUGGUAGAAAAUGCAUUCAACCUUUUCCAAAUCAACAUGUUCUUUCUGUUGGUUUGAUGGUGGUGGGGAAUACUUUUUUAUUUUAUUACUUUUUUUUUAAGUCUUUAAGCUGUGCUGAAUGUCUCUGGAUGUCGGCAUGUGGGCUAAGUGUGUGUAUUGUUUUUUAGGAGCUGCGGUCAAUCUGACCUUGGUUACCCCCGAGAAGGCCAUCAAACUGGCCGCUAACGACUUCUUCCGUCACCACCUAAGCAAAGAUGGGAAGGGGCUAACGGUAGUCAAGGAGAUGCUGGCUGGGUGCGGAGCAGGAAUGUGCCAGGUCAUCGUAACGACCCCUAUGGAAAUGCUGAAGAUUCAGCUGCAGGAUGCGGGGAGACUGGCGGCCCAGCAGAGAAAGCCAGCUAUGAUGCCCGCAGCAGUACUGGGCACCACCAGCGCCGUACAGAGCCGCUCCUACAAUGUAGGAGCCCCUGCACCGGCUGUCAGGGCAGUGUCUGCCACCCAGAUCGCCCAAGAGCUGCUGCGCACUCAGGGCAUCCAGGGCCUGUACAAGGGACUAGGGGCCACACUUAUGAGGGAUGUACCCUUCUCCAUCGUCUACUUCCCGCUAUUUGCUAACCUGAACAGUCUGGGCAAGGACUCCCCAGAGGGCACUGCACCCUUCUACUGGUCUUUCCUGUCCGGCUGUGCAGCUGGGUCCACCGCCGCCGUGGCCGUUAACCCUUGCGAUGUCAUCAAGACAAGACUGCAGAGUCUGACUAAGGGAGCCAAUGAGGAAACCUACAGCGGUGUGGUAGACUGCUUCAGUAAGAUCCUUCGGAAGGAGGGACCCUCUGCCUUCCUGAAGGGCGCCGGCUGCAGGGCCCUGGUUAUCGCCCCGCUCUUUGGCAUCGCCCAGGUCAUGUACUUUGUGGGGGUCGGAGAGUUCAUUCUGGGCCAGACCCCAUUCAAUCUGUACUCCUCCUAGGUGACUUCAGGCCCCGGCAUCUCUGCGCCAGACCCUGUCUCACAGAACCACCAAAGUACUGCAGCCCGAGUCCACGGCAGCUGUGGGUGCCACAGUGAAAACCGCAAUGAACACGUGAGGCUUAGGAUGGCGCAGAGCUGUUAGAGAUGGGACAGAUUUGGAUAAGUCUUGGCCUUACUUUGGCAUUAGCACAUUUUACCAGCUUGUUUGACAGGCUGUUUACAUCAUUGCACUUGUCAAUGUGGUCCUUGAGGUGCAGUGGAUGGGGUGGAGCGCCGGCCCUCCCUGCUUCUGCAGAGAUCCUCUGAAAUUUCCCCUCAGUGAGGGAUGGGAAAAAAAACUUGAUGCUGUUGCAUACCUUGGCCACCAAAAUCAGUUUAAGUCCAUCGUACAAUGUUAUUAGACUUGCUGGUUAACUUUAAAUACCCCUUUUUGUUGUUCACAGGCAAUAUAAUUUGGUGCUAGUUAAUUGUUUUGGGAUGUUGUCGGUUAUGCUCUGGAAUUCCAUCUGAAAUUCAAACUACGAAUUUGAGAAAAGAGUCACUUUUGUUGAAGUACUUGUUAAGUUGCCCCAAAUUUAUUUAGAUUACAACGAUAGCUCUAAAAAAAAAAAAGGGUGACCACUGUAACUUUGAUGCAAUAACACUCUUGGAAACUAAGCUUGUUGGGGAAUGGGGUAGCCUGUUUAAGUUUGGAGUGGAAGAAUUUGCCAUUUCAAGAUUCUAAAUACCUAGAUCAUAAUGUUUGCUGCAUUGUUGGCAUCUGAAAUGGGGACCAAGGACAUUUUGGGUAUUGAAAGUCUAUAGGUGUCCACCUUAAACCCUGUAGCAUACAUUUGGACAUACUGAAUAACAUUAAUUGGUGAAGAAUUUCAAGAGUCCCUCUUCUGUUGUGAAAAUUGAUGUAUUUGUGUUGGGACAGGGAUGAAUUGGAACAGGUUUGACUGUUAGUGUUUCUUUCUAUUGCACAAUUAUAAUGGUCAAAGAUUAUAAUUACAUGUCAGUGUCUUCCAUUCAAUGUGUAUGUUUCUAACACAAUGAGUGGUUUUGUAAGACUGAACUGUUACAAGACUCACCUGUGUGUGAGUGAGUGGGAGUGAAUGAGCGUGCCUGAACUUGGCACUGUAGUGUUACUCGACUGCGGUAAAUGUGGAACAACUAACACGAGCAGCUUACUUUCAGCAUGGAGAAGAAUGGAACCAAAAUUUUUAUUGAGAAUUUUGCUCUGUAUUCAACAUGCCAUUUCAAAUAUUUAUACCACAAUAAAAUAUUUUAUACACAACUGUCCUUGACAU
Molecule: messenger RNA, 2936 nt
Organism: Megalops cyprinoides (Indo-Pacific tarpon)
Lineage: Eukaryota; Metazoa; Chordata; Actinopteri; Elopiformes; Megalopidae
Product: mitochondrial glutamate carrier 1-like
Exons: 8
Coding region: 797-1642 (281 amino acids)
Biological process (GO): L-glutamate transmembrane transport; malate-aspartate shuttle; aspartate transmembrane transport
Molecular function (GO): L-aspartate transmembrane transporter activity; L-glutamate transmembrane transporter activity
Source: RefSeq, a predicted model, not a curated record